This is a messenger RNA of Trichoderma virens Gv29-8, 615 nucleotides long. RefSeq lists its product as uncharacterized. The record is from RefSeq and is a predicted model, not a curated record. The transcript is spliced from 2 exons. Bases 1 to 615 code for a protein of 204 amino acids. Lineage: Eukaryota; Fungi; Ascomycota; Sordariomycetes; Hypocreales; Hypocreaceae.
AUGACUAUCCCUACAACUCUUGAGCCGGAGGCCGUCACCUCUUAUAUAAUUUCUAUUCUUGAAGCAUCGGAUUAUACUCCUUAUAUAGGCGAGCCCAUCUCUCAGCUCCAGCAUUCCUUGCAAUGCGCUGCGUUGGCCGCUGAGGCAUCUCCAUCCGUGGACGAGGCGACCCAAGUUGCUGCAUUACUUCAUGAUGUUGGGCAAUUUGCCCCAGCAGAAGACCUGAUUGCUUUAUCAAGUCUUCCUAUCCAAAACCUAGGAGAUGCUCCGACGAAACAGAGCGUUGGUCGUGUUGGACAUGAGACUUUAGGAGCUCGCCUUCUUCUCUCACUAGGCUUUUCUGACAAAGUUGCUCGCCUUGUGGAAUCCCAUGUGGCAGCUAAGCGCUAUUUGUGCGCCGUAGAUGAGUCUUAUAACGAUUUACUCUCAGAAGCGAGCAAGAAGAGUCUAUUCUACCAAGGUGGACCCAUGUCCGUCGAAGAGGUGAAGGAAUUCAGUUCGGGGCCGUGGUGCCAGGAAAUGUGCCAGCUUAGGAAGUGGGAUGACGAAGCGAAGGUUGAAGGACUCGUACUUCCCAUGAGAGAUGUGGGCCUAUCAAGACAUAUUGUCAAGUGA